GUUUUAUAACGACUUACUGAGGAGGCCACGAACUCCCCGAAAGGUCUGUUUCGAAUUUCGAAUGUCAAACAUGAAAUCUUCUGAGGAGAUGGUUCGACUCUUCUCUCUUUCAAUACUUUAUUCAAUCAAAAUUUAUCCUUGCAACGAAACAACAACACGAAUAAAGCAACAAUAUAUAAGAAUCUUUCAAAGCAACGCUGAGCAUACGAAUCGAUUUAUAAGAAAAUUGCUAUACUUUUCCUUCUUAGGAAUAAACAAUUUUCUAUCGAUUUUUCAUAUAUCGGGAGUUUUUAAGUUCAUUGAUAUUUUUUCGCCCGUUCGCAUGAGCUCGAAGAUAAGACCGCAAACAUAAUUAUCAGCUCGGGAUGAAAAAUGUGAGAAAGUGAAAAUUUUCUUCAGAAAGAUAUUUUACCACGAGAAAGUCAAUUUCAUUUUUAACAAAACUUUUAUCACAUAAGGAAGCACUCAAACGUAAAUAUGCAUUUCAAGAUCAAAAGAUCCAAUCAACGAUAUAGAUAUAAAUAAGAUUAUAGCUGAAAAGAUGAGUACUCGAAAAAAUGAGAUAUUAAUACUACGAAUAAAGAAAAACAGUCAACGUUUACUUGAAAUUCGUCGAGUUCGUUUGCAAAAGUUAUCUACCCCCCUUGGAAAACCUUUGCUACCUGAUGAAUAAAAGUUGUUUUGCUGAUUACACAACGUGUCCGAUCGUCUUAAAAGAUCGACAAGUUUAUUCUGAUAACGCUCAAGACGGAUUAUCAAGAGAAGCGGUAGCGGCUUUAUAUACACGCGAAGCACCAAUUAAACGAAAGGGACUUUCAGUUCCUUCAUCGUAUUGCUUGGAGACAGGCCAGCGAUCUUCGUACUCAGCGCUAUCAAUUAAUCGAGCUCAUUCUUAUGUCAACUGUUAGCAAUUAUUUUGCAUCUCAGUAUAUCGAAUUGUGUUUUCAUUACUUUGUACAGUUUUUUUUUUAGAUCUGUUAUAAACGGAAACAAAUAUAAUCAGAGGAUUAAUUUCGAUUAUAUUUUAAUGUAUGAAAGUACAAAUGUUUGAAACCCUUUGAAAUUUUAUAAAACGGUACCCUUAACUUCCCAAAGUGCCAGUGAGUAUACAGACACGUUGCUUUUCUCUCGAUCAAGAACAUCAUGAAAUUGAAAAAUCCCGACGUGAAGUUCGAAAUUUUUGGAUUCGAUUAUAUCAAACGACGUUUACCAUUUAUCGAUUGGUCACGAAGUUACAAAAAAACAUGGAUACUUCAAGACGCUUUAGCGGGCAUCACGGUUGGGUUAACCGCCAUCCCCCAAGGCAUCGCUUACGGUAUCGUUGCCGGUCUCAACCCCGAGUAUGGUUUGUACUCUGCGUUUAUGGCUUCGUUCGUCUACAUAUUGUUCGGAUCAUGCCGAAACAUAACCAUAGGACCGACAGCAAUUAUGGCGCUUAUGGUACAGCCCCUUGUUUCGAAAUAUGGGCCGGACAUGGCGGUCCUUAUUUGUUUUCUCAAAGGAUGUAUCAUCACGAUUCUGGGAAUUUUCCAUCUCGGUUUCUUAUUGGAUUUUAUAUCGUUGCCCGUUAUUACCGGCUUCACUUCAGCUGCGGCAAUCAACAUCGCUGCGUCUCAGUUUAAAUCCUUAUUGGGUAUUCCUGGAAGAGCUGAAGACUUUCUCGACGCUGUUAAAGCAAUAUUCUCCAAUCUCAAUAAAAUAAAUCCUUGGGACACUUUACUCGGCCUUUGUACGUUAGUGAUUCUCGUGCUUAUGAAGAAUAUUCCUGGUCGAAGAAUGGGUACGAGUUUACAAAAAAUCGGGUGGAUCGUUACCCUCGCCCGGAACGCUAUCGUAGUCAUAACUGGUGCGAUUAUAGCUUACAUCUUUUAUGUAAACGGGAUGGAACCUUUCAAGCUAACGGGUACGAUGGGUCAAGGGCUUCCACCUUUAGCACCACCUCCGUUUUCAACCACAUUUAAUAACGUGACUUACCAAUUUUUCGACAUGACGAAGGCUAUGGGUACGACUCUUGUUACAAUGCCUAUCAUCUCUACUAUUGAACAUAUAGCCAUUGCCAAAGCUUUCGCAAUGGGUAAGUCCUUGGAUGCAACGCAGGAAAUGUUGGCUCUUGGAAUAUGCAACAUCUUUGGUUCGUUCGUAAGGUCGAUGCCAGUCACUGGUUCCUUCACCAGAACAGCGGUGAAUCAUGCGUCAGGUGUGAGGUCACCAUUGGGAGGAAUAUUCACGGGUAUUCUCGUUCUGUUAGCGGCAGGCCUGUUGACUUCAACGUUUCGUUUUAUACCCAAAGCCACCUUGGCCGGUCUCAUUAUAUGUGCCAUGUACUAUAUGUUGGAUUUCAAAACUUACAGCUUACUAUGGCGAGCAAAAAAGCUGGAUUUUGUUACUAUGCUUGUGACUCUCGUGACCAGCGUCUUCCUCGGCCUGGAGAUCGGUGUUAUAAUCGGUAUAGUUUUGAAUCUAGCAACAUUAUUGUACUACUCAGCCAGGCCAUCAGUAAAUAUUGUAAUUGAAACGAUCGAUGAACGAAGCGUAGUACACGUCACACCGGAAGAGGCAGUCUCUUUUCCAGCCGCGGAGAAUCUUCGAGCGAGUAUAAUGAGCCUUUCGGAAAAUAAUCUGGGCAACGUGAUACUCGACUUUAAGAACCUGAAGCGGAUCGACGUUACUGUUGCCAAGAAUAUGAAAUUGCUCGCUCACGAUCUCGAUUUAAGGGGCUAUCAACUCAUAUACGUAAAUUCUACGACCGAUGUGAACGACGUGAUGAAAAUUGUUGCUCCUGAAUUAAAGAAUGUGUUCAGGAUAGAUAAUGAAGAAACUGCGGGAGACGAUCCAUAAAAAUGAAGAUGAAUUUCUCGCUAUUGGUACGAGACAAAAUAUGCCAUUAACGUUGUUAUCGCGAUAUUUCUCAUUUUAUAUCCAAAUGUUUAUUUAUUGGCCGGAAAGUUCAUGCUCGAAAAAAUCGUAACGAUGAGGAAAUUACGUCGGAUCGGCUUUUUCACUUGGGUUCCGGACAAAAACGUUCAACUGAAAAUAAACGAUGAAGACUUCAUUUUUUCAGUCGAGGCUCACGGGUUGAUAAUUGCUCCGAUGCGAGGAGCAUCGUUUUCAAUGCGCAGAACAAGUUUUUCGUUCGACUCAUCGAGUCAUAAAUUUUUCAGAGUUAUUCAAAUGGAACGAAGACUAAACAUUUUCACGAUCUUUCAGCAGUUUAUUUCGUUAGAUUGCAGUGAAAUUCAUUUUUACGAUAAAAAAAUGAAAUUACGGAACCAAGUGAUUUUUUGAGACUUUUCACAACUCACCGGCAAAAACAAUGUAGAUAACGAAAUUUAUUGUCUGCACACGAUUUAAAGCGAGUACAGCGAUAAAGAUGAGGCGUCGGAUCGUGAUUUAAUUAUAAAAUGAAUUUCCGUAGUCCUCCAGGAAUGUGCACUUUAUUGCGAUACAUUUCUCUGUUUAAUUUUAAUUUUUCUAGAGGCACGAUAAUGUUAUUAUUUUAAGUAACAAUAAGAAAUUGUCUUUCCUUUCGGAUGUAAAAUAAAUGAUGUACAAAAAAAUCUCAA
Molecule: messenger RNA, 3563 nt
Organism: Venturia canescens
Lineage: Eukaryota; Metazoa; Arthropoda; Insecta; Hymenoptera; Ichneumonidae
Product: sodium-independent sulfate anion transporter-like
Exons: 11
Coding region: 1144-2838 (564 amino acids)
Biological process (GO): transmembrane transport
Cellular component (GO): plasma membrane
Molecular function (GO): sulfate transmembrane transporter activity
Source: RefSeq, a predicted model, not a curated record